Messenger RNA from Aegilops tauschii subsp. strangulata, 2229 nucleotides. RefSeq lists its product as uncharacterized. The record is from RefSeq and is a predicted model, not a curated record. Lineage: Eukaryota; Viridiplantae; Streptophyta; Magnoliopsida; Poales; Poaceae.
UACUAGUAGUUGAUCUGUUGCACCUGUACGUACAUUCUCAGGGUAUCUAUGCAGUGUAUAUAGUACAUCAUUGACUAAUAAUUUACUCCCUCCGUCCCAUAAUAUAAGAUGUUAUUACAGCCAAUAUACUCAGAAACUGCCUUUGGUGACCGAGCUCACUGGAGGCCUUCAGAUUCAAAAUUCAAAUUUCAUUGAAAUCCAUAUUUUUGUAUUUCAAAAAAUUAUGAAAAAAAGUACAGAUAUACAUGAAGGCAUAACACACAUGUGUGUAAAUUUUCAGGGCAAAAUACGUUGAUAUGAGGGCUGUGCAAAAAAGAUAAAUCUGGGGCUAUUUAACACAUGAUACUAUUCAUCCUCCCAGGCCAUGAAUUUAUCUUUUUUGCAGAGGUCGCAUUUCAACGUAUUUCAUCAUGAAAUUUUACACACAUGUGGGUUACAUCCUUACAUACACGCAUAUUUUUUCUUAGAAUUUUUUGAAACAUAAAAGUGAAUUUGAAUUUUGCAAAAAUAAAGGCCUCCAUGGAUCUCGGCCUCCAAAACGGCAUUCUCCCAAUAUACUCACGUAUUGAUAGUAGUAACAUCUUAUAUUGUGGGACGGAGGGAGUAGCUUUGACUGCCAUCAUAUAUAUUAGAAGAGCUUUCAAGGAUUCGGAGGUAAGGGUUUGGUUACGACAAGGCGUACGAGUUGAAGGUUUAUUUAAGACUAGCCAAACCGGCUGGGCCCACUGGUCAGUGUGGCCAAACUGGCUGGCCCCAUCAGUCAGCGAGCGGCGCACGGGGCCACCAUCCACGUGAACCGCAUCACCCACCCAGAAAAAACCCAACCCACCACCACCCGACCCAUACCAUACUACCCCCGCGGCCUCGCUCGGCCUUAUCCCCCCGCCGCCGCCGCCAUUUACUCCACCACCACUCCCUCCCUCCCUCUUUCCCCCAGAUCCAGAUCUGAACCGCCGUAGCCGAGGGGCCAUCGAUGGAGGCGAGGAAGAGCGCGCCGGGGCAGCCCUGGUCGGACGGCGAGACCAUGCACCUCAUCGACGUCUACGAGGACCGCUGGACCAAGCUGCGCCGGGGCCAGCUCAAGGCGCACCAGUGGGAGGACGUGGCCGCCGAGGUCACGCGCCGCUGCGGCGGCCAGCGCAAGACCGGCACCCAGUGCCGCCACAAGCUCGAGAAGCUCCGCAAGCGCUACCGCACCGAGGCCGCCCGCCCCGUCACCUCCCUCUGGCCCUUCUUCCGCCGCAUGGAGCGCCUCGAGCGCGGCCCCGUCCCCGUCUCCACCAACUCCUUCCCCGCCUCCCCGCCCGCCUCCGACGACGACCAAGACCAGGAGGAGGAGGAAGAUGAAGAUGAAGAAGAGCAGGAGCAGGAGGAAGAGGACCACGACGAGGGGGAGGACCAAGAAGAGGAGGAGGAGCAGUUGCUCGUCGCCAGGAACAGCGGCAGCCACACCAGGAGCAUCAACGGCCUCGUGCGUGACGCCGGCGGGUUCAGGGGCCAUCAGCAGCAGCAGCAGCAGCGGUGGCGCCCGUCGCCGCCCGCUGUCACGCUGUCCACCGCGCCUCCGCGCAAGAGGGUCUCCUACGAGGCCGCCGCGUUCCAGGCCAAGGCCGCCGCUGCAGAGAGGGUCAAGGCUGAGGAGGCUCCUGCGGCGGAUCACCACUCCGUCGCAGGUGUGUUGAGGGACAUCGGCGAGGGAAUCAAGCGGCUGGAGAGGCGGAGAAUGGAGGUGCAGUGGGAGAUUGAGCGGGGGUGGAAGGAGACGGAGGCCCGCAGUAAUCAGAUGCUCCAGGAUGCCCAGCGGCAGUUACAGGACACUCUCGCCGCACUGCCGCCGCCGGGGAAGAAGGCCAGGAGGGACCAUGGCAGCAGUGCAGACAGCUUGUAGGUAGCUAGCUAGCGAUCGAUCGAUCAGGGGACAGACAGGUUGAAGCUGUUUAUUUUCUUAUCUGGUGGUAGUGAAGGGAGGGAAAGAGAUUGUUCCUAGUCUUCAUCCUCUGCUCAGGAUGUAUGUAUUUAGUUCUUGUCGUGAACGAUUCUGACCAUUGUUGCUUGCUUCGGUACGCAUGGUAAACCAUGCUUCUUACCAGACCAGUCGCAUUCAGUCUCUAUUUUGGUUGGUCUUUGCAGUGAUUGAUCUCUUGGACAAUUGCUUGCCGUAAUUUAAUUGUAUGCCUGCCACCUGAUAUGAGUGAAAAAUUGGACUUUUUGGGCAGCAUCUCUUAAAAA